Molecule: messenger RNA, 12804 nt
Organism: Odontomachus brunneus
Lineage: Eukaryota; Metazoa; Arthropoda; Insecta; Hymenoptera; Formicidae
Gene: fry
Product: protein furry
Exons: 47
Coding region: 2243-12019 (3258 amino acids)
Biological process (GO): neuron projection development; cell morphogenesis
Cellular component (GO): site of polarized growth; cell cortex
Source: RefSeq, a predicted model, not a curated record
UCGAACGCUUCCGUCCGAUUCACGACCUUUUGUCCUCGUGCGCGUCGUCGACCGACAUGCCGCGUUGCUUUUCGCGCGACCGCCGCCGCACGCGUAUUCCUUGUUCGAAAGGAACCGCCACCCACUACGCCACGAUGACGUAUCCGGUCCUUAUCCGUGGACCGCCGCGAUCGUUGUCGCUGACAAUUGUAUGAAAUUACAAACACAAUGGCGGGAAAGCCGCGCGAAAUCUGAUAGUUUUCUUUAAUUCUCAUUCGUUUCAUAUUGCAAAGAGACGCGCAUCUGUAUUAGAUAUACGUGUAUACAUGUUUAUUUAGGUCGAGAAAAUCACUGAGAAGAGAGAACAUUUUAUCGAAUAACCUCCAAAUAGAAUAGAAUUAUCUGUUGGAGAAAUUGAUUCUUUCUAGUGCCAGUGUACAAAACGUAUAUCUAGUGCGUAUUGUAUUAGCGUUAAGACUCUUAUUUUCUUACCGUGGAAGUCUUGAUUGUGAAGUCAAAAGUAAAAAAAUACACUCAAAAAAUUCUUAAAAAAUACAUUAAGAUAAAAAGAUAUAUUCAUAUUGCAACUUGCAAUCGAUUGAGUGGAUUUGUAAAAUACUCUGAACAUUUUGUUCAAUGUUCGAAUAAUUAAUAAAUAACCAUAAAAUUAAUGUGACAUAUAAUCUUUCUCUCUAAUCUAUCUUCUCUCAUAAUUUUGUCACGUUGAUUUUAUGGUUAUUUAUUAGAACAAAGGGAAAAAGUAUUCGGAAAUUUUGUAAACAUAUUAUUUUAUUUUAACAUAUUUUGCAAGAAUACUUAAUAUGUAUUUUCUCGUAUCCGAAGUCAUAAAUCAAGAUAAUCCCGAGACUCCAAAAGUCUUAAUGUCACAGAUGAUAUUAAUAAUUGCAAAAGUCUAAUACUUAAAUUUGUAGUAACUCAGUUAUCAUCUAAUUUUCUCUCUCUUUCUUUUUGCUAUCUUAUCUUAACUUUUUUCAGAAAAAUAUCAACCAACUGCAAGUCAACCACGUGACUGUAUGAAUAUCCCUUUGCUAUUUGAAUCCUCGGUUGUGUUCAAGGCGGACAGUUCAGACAUUUUGGCUCGCUCGCGCGGGUUUGUCAAGAACGAGACGCAAGGUCAAUUCUCUGUUGAAGAAAGAGGUCAACGGGACGCUUGCGUAAGCCUGGCUUAGGGCCAUCGAGUUGCGGAGGGACCGCGAGCCACAGUUCAAUGAAGUAACGUCAAGGUACAGAGUGUAUUUAUACACGCGUUCGAAGAGAGGAAUACGCGCGCGCGCGCGUGUAAACCUUCCGUUCGCGAAAUUGGACGUUGCUAAAAGUAACCAUCCAAUUUUGCCUACGCAUGCGGUACUACAUCGAUAUCGAGAUUACGAGACACUUGUCAACGUCCGUGUGUCUAUCAGCGAUCUCUCCGUGUGUGCGGGAAAUGACUGUGAUAGCUCGAUAACAUUCGAAUUAUACUUGGCAUUGUCCUUGCGCUCGAUAAAUCUUGAGAUAAUGAGAUAAGACUUGCAGGCUAAUGCAAGUCGAGGAAUCUUUCAAGUAGAUUUGCUGAGGAAUUUGGUUUCGUGUGGGAAAGAUCAACGGUCAAUGUAUGACGCUAAUUCUCAAUACUGGAUUUCGUGACAAGCAAAAAACGGCUGACAAAUAAAAGCUGUAGGACAAAGCUUGAAUAAAGUUAACUAAAAAUAAUGACUUUCCAGAUAGUAUCAGCUUCUAAAAAAUGUGUUAGAAACAUUCGUGUAAAUAUUCAUACGCAUAUCUGUUAAAGUUAUGUCAUUUCUUUCUUUUAGACAUCUCGUACAAGACGUUUGUGUUGUUUGGUUUAUUAUUCGUUUACGUUUCGCAAAGUUGAUUUAAAGAUAAUGCUUAUUAUUUCAUAAGUUCUUCGUAGCUCAUUAUCUGACCAAAGCGGUGUCUAACGCAUAUCAACAUUUCCGGUUCAUCAUCGGACGGCAUCGCAUAAGAGGAUGAACGUCACGCUCUGAAUGACGAAAUAGGAGUGCGGAAAAACGCAGAAUGAGAAAGCAUGGUGCGCAGUGCUUCAUUUCUAAGUUCUUGAGAGUGUACCAUCUGACCGGAACCUGUCGACGUUCCAUCAAGAAUGCGUUAAAGUUUUUUACGACGAAAUAUUACAUUUCGUCGUGUACGUGAAUAGAGGUGAGAUCGAUGAAACGUCAGUGACAUCGGCACGGAUUUACAAUGUAAUCAUACUACAGUUAAACCAUUAUGUCGUCCAUUAUAAAUGUUGCCUGAAGAGAAGGCAAAAAUCAGCAACAUGACGGAAGGCACAGAAAUCCAACCAAAUGCGAGCAAUGAAGCUCAAGCUGAAGCCUUGGAAUCAAGAACAACACACAAUGAAGGACUACAUGAAGGAACGGCUGAAUCAGCAUCACAAGCUAUCCUUGAACCAGUACAAGAGCUGCUCACAGUUCAUGGAACUACACAGGGAGAAAGCAGCGAUGCUGUUAGUAUUUAUACUGCCAGUACUUCAGUAUCUGGCAAUGAAUCAAGUUCAAGUAGAGUCAGUGCGAUAACUGUAGUACUGCCAUGGGGUGCCCAAAAGGAGACAGUAAAACCACAACAAAUAGGAGACAUGGACUUGAGACCAGGAGAAUAUGUGAUGCGCAUUCUAUUUGCAGAAUUCACUUCACAGGCUGAAAAGAAAAUGGAAGCUGUUAUGACAGAGCAUGAGAAACAACUGUCGAAAGUCUUGCAAAGAGGGGAAGAUCCGCAAUUUGAUCAGCUUUUAUCAGCUUUUGGUUCAGUUGCCGAGCACUGUCUGCCAUCAAUAUUAAGAGCUCUGUUCAACUGGUACGAGCGUCAACUCGUAGAUCAAGGCGGUGAUCAAAAGAAACCUGGGAAGGAAGAUCAAAAGGGGAAAAGCAUUAUGUAUACAAUUGUAUCAGGAAGUGUAGAAACAGUGGAAAGGAGUGAAGCAGACUUAUUGCAAGAACGCAGAGAUCUUGCUGUCGAAUUUAUAUUUUGUUUAAUGCUGAUCGAGGUUUUACGUCAAUUACCGUUUCACCCCGGACAUGAAGAUUUAGUAACCUACAUAGAAAAUAUUGCUUUUAAACAUUUUAAAUAUAGAGAAGGUAUACAAAAUGAACCAAAUGCAGCUAAUAUUCACAUUAUUGCGGAUCUUUAUGCCGAAGUAAUUGGAGUUUUGGCGCAGUCCAGAUUCAUGUCAGUGAGAAAGCGGUUUAUGGUGGAAUUGAAAGAAUUACGCGCUAAAGAGCUAGGCCCACAUACUACGCAGAGUAUUAUUUCUCUGUUGAUGGGAAUGAAAUUUUUCAGAGUUAAGAUGGUACCAAUAGAAGAGUUUGAGGCAUCAUUUCAAUUUAUGCAAGAAUGCGCUCAAUACUUCUUAGAAGUAAAAGACAAAGAUGUGAAGCAUGCCUUAGCUGGUCUGUUUGUCGAGAUAUUAGUUCCCGUUGCUGCUGCUGUGAAAAAUGAAGUGAACGUACCAUGCUUGAAAAACUUUGUAGAAAUGCUGUAUUCAACAACAUUGGACAUGUGUACAAAAUCCAAACACAGGCUUGCACUUUUCCCUUUAGUAACCUGUUUGCUCUGUGUUAGCCAGAAAACAUUCUUUUUGCAAAAUUGGCACUACUUUUUAGCAAUGUGUCUGUCUCACUUGAAGAAUCGCGAUCCAAAAAUGUGCCGAGUUGCGUUAGAGGCUUUAUACCGUUUACUCUGGGUUUACAUGAUACGAAUCAAAUGCGAGAGCAACUCAGCUACGCAAAGCAGACUACAGAGCAUAGUAAAUUCUCUGUUUCCCAAAGGAUCGAAAGCAGUAGUACCGCGAGAUACACCGCUGAAUAUUUUUGUCAAGAUCAUCCAAUUCAUCGCACAGGAGAGAUUAGACUUUGCGAUGCGCGAGAUAGUGUUCGACUUGCUGUCCGUCGGUCGACCGGUGAAGAUAAUUUUAACUCCUGAACGUAUGAGUAUCGGACUUCGGGCAUUCCUCGUCGUAGCUGACAGUUUGCAGCAAAAGGAGGGAGAACCGCCGAUGCCUCGCACUAUGGGCGUACUGCCAAGUGGAAACACCAUGCGUGUGAAAAAGACAUUCUUAAACAAAAUGCUGACAGAGGAUACCGCGCGAAGCAUAGGAAUGUCGUCAUAUUUCCCACACGUACGCCGAGUGUUCGUCGAUAUCCUACGUGCGUUGGACGUUCAUUAUGGCAGGCCUCUCAUGAUGACCAGCACUCAGAAUAUGAACAAAGAACCGGACGAAAUGAUCACCGGAGAGCGCAAGCCUCGGAUAGACCUCUUUCGAACUUGUGUCGCCGCGGUGCCGCGAUUGAUUCCCGAUGGAAUGACUGGUGCUGAAUUGGUCGAUUUGCUGUCUCGCUUAACGGUUCACAUGGACGAGGAACUGCGCGCGUUGGCGUAUCAAAGUUUACAAACCUUAGUGUUAGAUUUUCCCGACUGGCGACAAGAUGUCAUCCUCGGAUUUACGCAGUUUCUAGCUAGAGACGUGCAAGAUACAUUCCCGCAACUUGUAGACAAUGGUCUUAGGAUGCUGUUACAACUUCUGACAUGCUGGAAAAACGCUUUGACGAGUCCCAGUAUAAGAUCCAAGGAACAAUCGGUGGAUAAUACGCGGGUGAAUAUACGUAUUGACGUUGGCAUCAAGAAAUGCGAAUCAGGCCAGAAAGUGGAGCCUGUGUCGAAUAUAUUUUAUCUGGUGGAAGGAUUUGCCUUGGUUAUGCUCUGCAAUUGUCGUCUUUAUCCUCGACGACUAGCUGUUCAUAUACUUCGCGAAGUUAAACUUCUGUUGAAGACUCUGGGAGCACCGGAAGAUGAUCAGCCUGUUAUCGAUGUGAUCGAUUCUUGCUGUCCUGCUGUUUUGGAAAAGUGUUAUCCUAUGCUGCCGCCGGCUGAAAAAGCGGCGGCUGCGUCUACGUCUAACGUGGAUCUGCAAUGGAUAGCGGACAGAAGUAGUUGUGUUUGGACAGCUGGAUUUCAUGAUGAAAAUAGCACUAAGAGUUCUUCAUCGCUUAAUCUAAACGGUGCCGAUCCAUGGGCUAGUUGCUUAUUCGCUUUCUUAGAAAAGGAUAGAGUUCUCACGCUAUGCCCGAAUGCAGUGGCUCACUCGUGGCCAAUUGUCUUCAGUCGCAUAAAUUCUCUAUUUUCGGUGGUAGAUCCUACUCCAGUAAAUGAUAACCGGGCCUCGUUACUGAGAAGUUCUACGACAGUCAGAAAGCCGGUGAAUGAGAGAGAUGUCUAUAUGCAUAUUUGGAAGAAUUAUCUGACUUUUGGGUACAGAGUUGUGCCACCUGUGCCGAAUCCAGUUGUUCGAUGCGCCAGUCCGGAUCUCAGUCUCAGUGGUCAGCAUACGGUGGAGUUUGGUGUGUUGUGCAUGAGUAAGGAGUUGAGUCAGAGCCUGGAGAAUCUCGGCGGGGCGCAGACCCUGCCGGGCCGGUUCUCUGUACCGUCCAUUUCCGGCAUCUACACCAGGCAUAAGCGUACCAGCUCGUCGCCGGACAGUCUGUCUGCGGAACGUGGUGACAACAAGUCGCCGGGUACGAACGCGAGCCCCGCGGCCUUAUACAAGCUUACCGUACCUUUGUUAAGAUGCGAGGCCGCCGAUGUCAGGGAUGCCGCGGUUCAGGCUAUUGGAAAAGUAAAUGCCGACGCUUUAAAAGACUUAAUGGAAGAAUUGGUUCCUUACAUACGAGAAGCAGUCGAUCGAAAGCAGGAAAAUAUGAGACGGCGAAGGAGACGCGACGCUUUAAGACUGCAGCUAGUAAGAGUGUUGGAAUUGAUAGCCGAGUAUGGAACGUUUGGUAUCUGUCCGGCGGUAUUGGAUCGCGAGACGCAGUCUCUGCAUCCGACAUUUGUCGAGUACAUAGACGGUGCACGGAUUUAUUUAGAGAAUGAAACCGAUAAGGAAGCGCCUGCCGUGCGAGACAUUAAACUACAUUUUUGCAACUUCGUCAGAAAGAUGAUCAAGAGUUUCUCGUUGGAAACGUGUUACACCUUGUUGAAGAGGGAUCUAAGAAGAAACCUAUUCAUGCUAUUCGCUAGCUGGGCUGGUGUUUACGGUCGACCGCUUACGAGCACGUCGUCCUUGCAAGAAGAGGAGAAAUCCUGCACGGAACUGCAACUCUCAGCACUGCAAGCCAUGAGCGGAUUGUUGUGUUGCGGUUCAUGUUUCAAUCCACAGUCGCUUUCGGAGGAAGGCGCGAUUUUAUAUCAAUGGUUGGACUUGCUGUUAGCCAGUAAAGACGAAAAGAUUUAUACGCUCGCACGCGAAACAGUUGUAUUGCUGCUCGAGGGAAAUCCUGACAUCGGUACACUUCUAGAUUGGGUGGUAGAUCGAUGUUACACUGGCGCACCACAAGUGGCCGAUGGUUGCUUCCUUGCUUUGGCAACGAUCUUUAGCGCCAGGGAAUAUCCUUGCGACCAUUACACGAGCGUCAUCAACGUGACAUUGAUGAACACAGGAUGUCCGCGCGCUCCGGUCCACGACGCGGCUCUUCAACUUCUUCAGCUGCUGGAUCAACGCUUCUUUGGCAACGUAGGUCCACUUCCAGCUACGGAACUCGAGGCUGGACAUAAUGAUCCGCUUGCAAGUUCUACCGCUACCGUAACGUCCGGCCCGGGCCAACAAGGCAAUCCCGCAGGCGAAAUUUCUUCAGGCGGCACAAUUAGAGGCGGUACACUAGAUGUACUUCUAUCGACCACCUAUUGCCGUAGUCAAAUGUAUCUUUCACGUCAAUUGGCGCAGCUACAUCCGGAGCUCACAAUGCCAAUGUUCAGUGAGAUUACCCAUCGGUUUCAAACGGCUCGCAGAGAAGUUCGGCAAUUACUACUACAAUAUUUGUUACCUUGGCUACAUAAUAUGGAACUUGUCGAUCCCAACGUACCACCGCCGUCAAAUCCACUGAGUUAUUAUCAGUAUUACACGAGUGACGUGACGCGCGGAGGAACGCGCAGAGAAGGCUGGGGUAGCGCAGAAGCGACGGAAAUGGUGCUCAAUAAUCUCUUCUACAUUACGGCCAAGUUCUCGGAUGAACAUCCCAAAGAGACGGAAGAGCUAUGGGCUACUCUAUGCGGCUGUUGGCCCAACAAUCUCAAAGUCAUAAUCCGCUAUCUGAUCAUCGUUUCAGGAAUGGCACCUCAAGAGUUACUGCCAUACGCAAAGCGUGUAGUACUAUAUCUGGCGCGGGCUCGCCCAGAUCGUCUUGUCGAUGAGAUGAUGACGGAAUUGGAAACAGUCGAAACAUUGAACUGCUUGAUUGAAAGGACGGAAACACCGCCCUUUUAUCGACUCACCAGCAUGAGAAAAGCCUCGUCGCACAGCGACGCACCCGCUGCCGACCCUGCCAAUCCACCCCGAGAUCUCGGUGUCGAAAAAGGAACCAUUCAUACGAAAAGGCACUCAGGAGAGGAUCCCGUCAAAACCGGCUCAAAGUCCGAUACUGCGCUUCGAGCACUCGCGGGGUUUCAAACUCCAAGGGCAGAAAAGACAAGGACUGCGAGCGGUCCGCCAGUUCUUCCAGACGAUCUAUCAACUCCGACCACGGAAGCCGAAUUAACCACCGACGAAUCGUGCUAUGCCGCUCGUAACGGGCCCGUCGGAGUGAACGGAAAGAUGGCAUGCGUCGACGAGAAGUUCGAUAUUCCUCAACCGCACCCUUUACCGAUGCCGGAGUACGGUGGUUACUUCGCUCCUUUAACUGAGUACUUGCCCGACAGCUCUCAGCCAAUAAGCGGCUUUCAUAGAUGUAACAUCGCCGUAAUGUUGCUGACCGAUGUUGUCGUCGACGGAAUCCAGCUUGAUUGGGCCAUACAUGUUCCUCUGAUGUUACACAUAGUGUUUCUCGGUCUGGAUCAUUCAAGACCGCUCGUCCGCGAUCACUGUCGUUGCCUACUGUUGAAUCUGCUGGUCGUGCUUGGAGAUCAUCGCGAUCAUCUUGGAGUAGCGCGCGUGCUUCUCGCCUCGAAAACAGAACAAUUGGGAUUGGGAUUGUCUACUCCGGCUUUACCAGUGUUAGAACACAAUUUCACGGAGGUGGAUCCGGAAUUUGAUAGCUACCUGUACGGCCCUCCGCCAGCCCCGCCACCCACUACUCCACCACCGUCAUCUUCACCACCUCCACCUUCUUCGCCGCCACCUCCGCCGCCUCCACCACCUCCACCUCCGCCUCCACCUAUGCCUCCCGACUCGUCAGCAUCCCCACCGGUGCCUCCACCGCCACCACCGCCGCCUCCUCCGCCUCCCUUACCCUCUUCUUCGCUUAUGGACGAUACAUCAAUUCAUUCACCCUUACCAAACUCGACGUCCACUCCACCGAUGUCGAUGAAUCACGUGAAUCAGUCGAUGAUGGAUGAUUGUAAAGAUUAUGGGAAUUCUCAUUAUGAAUCAGCGGUGUGUAGCUGGCCAACUUCGAGCGGGACGACAACGACAACGACGACGGCGACGACAAAUGCAGUGCCGCCUGUAAUUGUAACGCCGGAAGACGUAAAUAACUGGACAGGUCCUCAGCCAGGACCUAAUAUGCCAAUACAAGACGUUAUUAAGUCUUUAAUUAAUUUCUUAGCAUCUAGAAUUAAUCAACCUUUAUGGAAUUACGAGGACAUGACCGCUAAAGUGUGGUGGGUCCGUAGCGCCGAGCAACUCACAGUAUUACUGCGUCACGUGUUACGUGUCUUCAGAGAUUCGCUGCCGCAUGCGUUAGUCAGUCAAAGAUGGGCGCAAACGGCAUUGCAAUUAGGUCUUUCUUGUUCGUCCAGGCACUAUGCAGGAAGAUCUCUGCAAGUUUUUCGGGCGUUGCGCGUCCCUAUAACCUCUAGAAUGUUGUCUGAUAUUUUAUCUAGACUCGUAGAGACAGUUGCCGAACAGGGAGAAGAUAUGCAGGGAUACGUAACGGAAUUGUUACUAACAUUGGAAGCUGCUGUCGAUUCUCUCGAGUCAGAUUUUAGACCGCUCGAUUUUAUGAAAGAAAUCUUUAAAUCGACACCGAAUUUGAAUAACAAAGACCCGGUAUCGGGAAUUAUAAUCGGAGGAAAGCGUAGCCCAGGAGGAAAUGGUUAUCCUGCUGGACCGCAUAUAUUUUCUCACUUAAACCAAGGUGGACAUACAAGGAGCACCAGCUAUUCGGUCAGUUAUUGCAUGAAGAGAUCCAGCGGUGGCAAUUCCGCAGCUAGUGACAUAAAAGAAUUGGAAAAUAGAGUCGGUGGUAGCAAAUAUCCCAACUCAAAUCUGUCUAGAUCAAGAUCAGCGCAAUCCUUGAAGUUAUUAGGCGAUUCUGCGACGCAGGAUGACAAGAUGACUAUAUUAGCACAGCUGUUUUGGUUAUCAGUAUCUUUGCUUGAAUCAGAUUACGAGCAUGAGUUCCUUUUGGCGCUGCGGCUUCUCAGCCGUGUGCUACACAGAUUACCGCUCGAUCGACCAGACGCUAGAGAUAAAGUUGAAAAACUGCAGCAACAACUACGAUGGACCUCGUUUCCCGGCGUACACGCACUUUUAUUGAAAGGAUGCACUAGUCCCAAUACGUACGAGCCAGUCGUUACGUUAUUAUCUCAAUUUACACCUCUGUUAGAUCUACCAGUAGUUGAUCCUACGCAAAGCCUUGCGUUUCCGAUGAACGUUGUAUCAUUGCUACCUUAUAUGUUACUGAAUUAUGAGGAUGCCAACGAACUUUGUAUCAGAAGCGCCGAAAAUAUUGCACAAGUAAGUGCAGAAAAAGGGAAGAAAUUGGAAAAUCUUGGUACAGUCAUGACAUUAUACAGCCGACGUACCUUUAGCAAGGAAAGCUUCCAGUGGACUAAAUGUGUAGUGAAAUACUUAUACGACUCGUAUGCUCAUCUCAGUUUCAACAUGCUUGCUUUCCUCGUGGAGGUUCUAGAGAAAGGCCCGAGCAGUGUGGCAUUACCUGUACUCAGUAUUAUACAUUGUAUGUUGCAUUACGUAGAUCUAGCGUCACCAGCCGCGCAGCCGAUCAACACCGAGCUUUUGAGAGUGAUAUCUAAAUAUGUCGAGGGAACUCACUGGAAAGAAGCGCUUAAAAUUUUGAAGCUUGUAGUAACGAGAUCGUCUACACUCGUAGCUCCGCCGACAUCGAUGCACGGUUCAUCCUGGGAAUCUUCGUUGGCGUCACCACAUCCUAGUUUCACCGACACCGAGAUAUUUACCAAGAAAGAAUUACCUGGAAGGACAAUGGACUUCACAUUUGACCUGUCCCAAACGCCAGUGAUUGGUCGACGAUGGUUGAUACGUCAAGGUGUGGAAGAGAAGUCACUCGGUUCUCCGCGUUGCUCGUUAUCCUUAUCUCCAGCUGACAAUAGUACUAUCGCAGGAUGGAAGAAACCUUGGAUGUCACAAGGUCGCGUCAGAGAGUGCUUAGUAAAUCUAUUGACUACGUGUGGACAAAGAGUGGGAUUACCAAAGAGCCCAUCGGUUAUAUUCAGCCAAAGUUCGGACUUGAUGGAAAGACAAUCAUCUAUGGCUUCUUCAACGGAGGAAGUUUCUGGUGCAAAUAAUGAUUUGAGCGGAGGAUCUAGACGGGACGAUGAACAAUUUGGCGUAUUUAAAGACUUCGACUUCCUUGAAUACGAAAGUGAAAGUGUCGAGGGCGAGAGUACGGAUAACUUUAAUUGGGGUGUUCGACGUCGUCCUCUUAGCGAGGGAGAAGAGCGAGAACCUAGUUUGAGACAAUUCGAGGAAAGUCUAAGUGAGAAGACGCCAUCGUCCAGCAAACAUACUACACGGCGUGGAGUUGCCGAGGAAUCGUCAGACGAUGAAGCCGGAUCGGAAUCGCCCUUGGACGAAGUACCAGGUGGUUCCGGGACGGGCCAGGAAACGAACAGCAUUCCGGGAAUGUUCCCGCCAUCUUCUCUCUCGCUGAUACCGAGUCGCACGCGUCACGACUCAUCCACAAGGUCUGACACAUCCGGUUCGAGUGCGGGAGACCUCGGAGAUGUGACACCAUGCAACGCAUCACCGAAUCUGUCCACGCUGAUGCCCUUUCGACAGGUUGUACGAGACGAUGCUGAAGAUAUCUGGAAACAACAAAUUCAAAGUCUCAUCACUCAAGCUCCAUAUAAUACUUUGAGCUUUUUCCAGUUGCUGAGCAAGAUUUUAAGAGAUGUGAGCAGUAAGUCCGUCGGUCUUACACGCGAGGCAAGCGCUUUACUCAGCAACGGUAGCUCCGCUUCGGCUCACUUGGGUUGCCACUUAUCUAGUCAUGCCGAGCUACUCAGUUCGAAAGCCGAGCCGCCUUUGGUAUGGUUCUCCGUAGCUAUAUUCGCGAAUCAGCGAUUAAACGAGACAUUGCGCUUCGGAAUGUUGGAGGUUCAGGAACAUCUAGAAACAUUUCUGUAUAGAAAGGAUCAUGCUACGGAAUGUUUGGAAGCAGCUAAAGCGACUGCUAAGCUUCAAGCGUUAGGCAGCAGUCACACCACGGAAGCGGGUGUCGAAGAGAUGCUGUUGGAUAUGGGCCGAGCGCUCUAUAAACUGCACUUUCAACUUCUGUUGCUAAUCGAGGCGUCUAACAAGAUGUUGGGUGCGCUAAUGAACGCCGCCAGAAACGUGCAAAUUCCUCUGCAAGAUCUUUCCAUCGAGAUCGCCAAUAUGAAAAUAGCCUUGAGUAGAGCGCUCGAGGAGAGCACCGAGAGCGAACGAGGGACACCUACUCCAACACCUAGUCCUAGUCCUUUGCCAGGUGCCGGUGCCGUGGAAGAAGUUGCUAGAGUCGCGGAACUGCUGAGAAACGCACGAUGGUGCCCGGCACUCGAGGCCGUGAGACUACACAGAGCACAAUGGCCAGGCGAUCCUUUCCACGACGAUGACGACGUAACAACUGCCGUUAACAUGUACUGCAAAUAUAUAGGCCAAGAUAGAUCGGAUAUAUUCGUGGUGACGAGAAAAGACGACGAGAUGUCGGAGAUUUUUGGCAGACUUAUGGAAAGCCUAUUCGAAGUUCUCGCGGCUGUGACAGGAUUGGAAGCGUCUACGAAAGCGGCGCGUAUGCAACAUGACCACACUAAUCACUCCAAAAAUGACUGUUAAUAUAAGCUUUAAUGACCUAGUAUUACAGAUUGUUUAUGUAAACUUAAGUCGGCGUAUACAUAUAUAUUUAUAUUUAAUUGUCGUAUGUGUGUAGAGAGAGAGAGAGAGAGAAAGAGAGAGAGAGAGAGAGAGAGAGAGAGAGAGAGAGGGAGAAAGAGAGAGAGGUAUCUUAUAUAUGAUUGUAGAUGAAUAUACAUCAUGAUAAAGAUAAGUGUUGCAACUAUUUAUGUAUAUGCGUAGAAAGAGAAGAUUUGUUUUUUUUUUUUACACAAAAACGUAACGAUCGCUAUUGACUGUAUAUUCGACAAAAUAAAUUAUCUCGAGAUCUCGACGAUGACAGUACUUUGAAAUCCGUUCUCUACAGGUUAUUUUGUCGAAAUGAUUACACGAAAAAAGCGAUCGGUAUACAAUAUGCAAUUUGCGAUGACAGGCCAGAAUUUUGAAUCUUAUCAAGACAUUGUGCGCUUCGCGAGAAGAUUCAUCGAUUCCAUCAUCACCGCAACGAUAAAGAUUAUUACUAUCAUGGUUCGUUAAUCUUGAUUAAUUAAAAUGUUUUUAUAGCUUUUUAUGGAAUUUUCUUCUAUACAUUUUCUCGGAUUAUCGUUGGGAAGUUACCUUGUUUUUGUGCACUUGCAAUAUUUGACUUAUUCCAGAAUGAUACAUAAAAAAUAAAUUUUAUUGUCAUCUUAGUACAUUAUCAUAUCAUCAUAUUACUAUGUGAUUAUAACUCUUGAAUAUGUUACAACUGUAUUUCAACAUUGUAUAAAUUAUUAUGUAUUACGAGA